This is a messenger RNA of Kluyveromyces lactis, 1137 nucleotides long. RefSeq names its product tryptophan--tRNA ligase MSW1 (gene MSW1). Gene Ontology annotation, cellular component: mitochondrion; mitochondrial matrix. Gene Ontology annotation, biological process: mitochondrial tryptophanyl-tRNA aminoacylation. Gene Ontology annotation, molecular function: tryptophan-tRNA ligase activity; ATP binding. Bases 1 to 1137 code for a protein of 378 amino acids. The transcript has a single exon. NCBI's taxonomy places the organism in Eukaryota, Fungi, Ascomycota, Saccharomycetes, Saccharomycetales, Saccharomycetaceae. The record is from RefSeq and is a predicted model, not a curated record.
AUGCUUGCAAGUUCUCAACUUGUUAGAAAUAAAAGUCGUAUUCUUUUCAAGAGAUUCAAUAGUUCGGUUAAAACGACUGGAUUCAAAUUGAGGGAAUCGGAUCUGCCCAAGAAUGCCACAAUAUUCAGUUUAAUUCAACCUACUGGCAAGUUCCAUUUAGGUAAUUACCUUGGUGCUGUGAGGGUCUGGAAAGAUAUUACCGAUUUAAAGGACGAUGGAACGACUCUACUAUUUGGAACUGCGGAUCUUCAUGCCAUCACCGUACCGAAGCCCAAUGCUAAAGAGUUUCGAAAUUACAGGAUAGAGGCUAUUGCUUCUAUUUUAUCAAUUGGGAUAGAUCCAGAAAAAGCUAUUGUAUUCCACCAAUCUAGGGUGAGUCAACAUACAGAAUUGCAUUGGUUACUAUCUUCUCUUGCAUCCAUGGGUUCGUUGAAUAGAAUGACGCAAUGGAAAUCCAAAUCAAAUAUAAACGACCAGUCUGAUGAUGCUGCUCUUGGAGCUAUUAAACUGGGUUUGUUUUCAUACCCUGUGUUGCAAGCAGCUGACAUCUUACUUUACAAAUCUACUCAUGUUCCAGUCGGUGAUGAUCAAUCACAACAUUUAGAACUGACAAGACAAUUGAGUAACACUUUUAACAAAUUCUACAAAACCAAAUAUUUCCCGAUGCCCACAACAAUCUUGGCACCUACGAAGAAGAUUCUGUCUCUGUUAAAUCCUGAGAAGAAGAUGUCUAAAUCAGAUACUAACCAGAAUUCUGUCAUAUAUAUAACUGACGAACCCGAGAUAAUUGCCAAGAAGAUAAAAAGAGCGGUCACUGAUUCCAUCUCAGAUAGUUUUUAUUUUGAUCCAGUAAAGCGUCCAGGCAUUUCUAACCUGAUAAAUACUUUGUCAGGAGUGCAAAGAGUGUCAAUUGAAGAUGUGGAAAAGGAUAUUGCACAUAUUAAAGAUCACAAAGACUUCAAACAGCACGUUACAGAUGUGUUAGUUGAAGAGUUGGCACCUUCUCGUGAGCAAUUCCAUAGGUACAUGAAGAACCCAGACUAUCUACAUAAGGUAUCAGAAGAUGGUGCCUCAAAGGCUCGUGAAAUCGCUGCGAAAAAUAUUACUGAGAUUAAACGCAUCAUGGGUUUCCUAUAG